Laccaria bicolor S238N-H82 is the source of this 4209-nucleotide messenger RNA. RefSeq lists its product as uncharacterized. The transcript has 7 exons. Gene Ontology annotation, molecular function: protein binding. The record is from RefSeq and is a predicted model, not a curated record. Bases 1 to 4209 code for a protein of 1402 amino acids. Lineage: Eukaryota; Fungi; Basidiomycota; Agaricomycetes; Agaricales; Hydnangiaceae.
AUGCCAGAGUCAAAAUUACCCUCCGAUAGUUAUCCCAAAUCAGAUGUGCCUUCCGUCCAAGAACUAGGAUCUCAUAUCAUGGGAGCUCGUACUCCAGGUGGGGAAAGUAACCAUGCCGAAGCCAGUGCACAGGAGAGCCCUCAACUAGUCACGGAUAUCGGCCCAGCUGGACACACAACAGACAUUGAUAGGAACGUCAUCGCUACCGAUGAGUUUAUUAAUGAUGGCGAGAAUGAUGUGUCUGAAAUGAUCAAUCUUGCUGUCUCGCUCAUGGCAGAAUGCAAGGCAGGGUUAUCGCUUUCAGAGCUAAACGACGUGGUCUUCCUGUUCCGUCACGUUAAAGAUAGCUGCCCAGCAACACACCUGCUCCACACUGCUGCCAAGAGAGAUCUUGUGUCCGCAUUGGGUGUCAGAUUCAUGUACACCAAUCAGAUACAUGAUUUGAUGGAAUCUUUGACUCUUCGCAACGAGAUAGUUGAGGGUGGGAUUUUAGACCAAGAGGCAAGCCCUGAAAUCAAUACCACCAUCCAACUAGAGGACAAGACAGACAGAGAAGACACAUCAGAACUCGCGAAGGGAUUGUUGAUGGGCUUCCAGAAGUCAACUUCCCUUCACAUUCUGAACAAAAUUGUCUUCCUUGUUCAACAUGCACUUACACAAUUAUCAGCUGCAUCUACAAGCCGGUUCAUUGCAUUAACGACUCUGGUUGAUGCAUUAUAUGCCCGCUUUAACCAUUCUUAUGAUCUGACCGACCUGAACAAAGCAAUUUCUAGUUUGCAAGAUGCUAGCAAAUGUUGCAUGGAGCAAGAUCAGCAAGAAUUGAACAUAAACUUCUGGAUCUGUGGGCUGUUAGCAACACGAUUUGAUUCAAUGGGGGAUAUUUCUGAUCUUCAAAGGGCAUUGGAUUGGGCUAUGAAAGGGACUGAAACUUCCACAGGUAUUCUGGAAUCACUUGAGUUUGCUGAUGAACUUCAUAAACAGUUCACAAUGUCAGGUAACAUGGCUGACCUGAAUACUGCAGUGACACUUUUUAGGGAAGGGAUUGCAGAACUACCUCAGGGAAGUGAGAAUUAUGCAGCUGCUGUCAAUAAUUUUGCUUUUGCACUGUGGACCCAAUUUGAGCAGGGAGGUCAGCAAAGUGACCUUGAUGAAGCCAUUUCUCUGUUCAGGCAAGCUCUUGACCUCCGACUUCCACCUCAUCCUGAUCGAUCCAGCUCCCUCAACAAUCUUGCUUCUGCACUGUUGACCCAAUUUGAGCAAGGAGGUCAGCAAAGCAAUCUCAAUGAAACCAUUUCUCUGCACAGGCAAGCUCUUGAGCUCCGACUUCCACCCCAUCCCGAUCGAUCCAGCUCACUCAACAACCUUGCAAAUGCACUGUGGACCAGAUUUGAGCAAGGAGGUCAGCAAAGUGAUCUUGAUGAAGCCAUUUCUCUGCACAGGCAAGCUCUUGAGCUCCGACUUCCACCCCAUCCCAAUCGAUCCAACUCACUAAACAAUCUUGCAAAUGCACUGUCAACCCAAUUUGAGCAAGGAGGUCAGCAAAGUGAUCUCAAUGAAGCCAUUUCUCUGCACAGGCAAGCUCUUGAGCUCCAACUUCCACCCCAUCCCAAUCGAUCCAGCUUGCUAAACAAUCUUGCUUCUGCACUGUCAACACGAUUUCAGCAAGGAGGUCAGCAAAGUGAUCUAGAUGAAGCUAUUUCUCUCCACAGGCAAGCUCUUGAGCUCCGACUUCCACCCCAUCCCCUUCAAUCCAGCUCACUCAACAAUCUUGCUUCUGCACUGUCAACCCAAUUUGAGCAAGGAGGUCAGCAAAGUGAUCUUGAUGAAGCCAUUUCUCUGCACAGGCAAGCUCUUGAGCUCCGACUUCUACCCCAUCCUCUUCGAUCCAGCUCACUCAACAAUCUUGCUUCUGCACUGUUGACCCGAUUUCAGCAGGGAGGUCAGCAAGGUGAUCUAAAUGAAGCCAUUUCUCUGCACAGGCAAGCUCUCGAGCUCCAACUUCCACCCCAUCCCCUUCGAUCCAGCUCACUCAACAAUCUUGCUUCUGCACUGUGGACUCAAUUUGAGCAAGGAGGUCAGCAAAGUAAUCUUGAUGAAGCCAUUUCUCUGCAUAGGCAAGCUCUCGAGCUCCAACUUCCACCCCAUCCCCUUCACUCCAGCUCACUCAACAAUCUUGCAAAUGCACUGUCAACCCGAUUUGAGCAAGGAGGUCAGCAAAGUGAUCUUGAUGAAGCCAUUUCUCUGCACAGGCAAGCUCUUGAGCUCUUCCUUCUACUCCAUCCCCUUCGGUCCGGCUCACUCAACAAUCUUGCAAAUGCACUGUUGACCCAAUUUGAGCAAGAAGGUCAGAAAAGUGAUCUUGAUGAAGCCAUUUCUCUGCACAGGCAAGCUCUUGAGCUCCGGCUUCCACCCCAUCCCGAUCGAUCCAGCUCACUCCACAGUCUUGCUUCUGCACUGUCAACCCAAUUUCAGCAAGAAGGUCAGCAAAGUGAUCUCGAUGAAGCAAUGUUUCUAUUUCUUACUGCUACCCAAUACCCCUUCCAAUCUCCAUCUAAUCGCCUUCAUGUUGCAAGAAGAUGGAUACGUCAUGCAGAUAGAAAUCAACAUAGCUCUGCAAUUGAUGCUUAUGAAGCUUCCAUACAGGCUUUACCACAGGUGGCUGCCCUGAGCUUGGAUGUAGCAUCACGACAGAACACCAUGACUGCAGGCAGUGAUGGCUUAGCUCGGGAUGCAGCUAGAUGUGCUAUUCGCUCUGGACGUAUAGACAAAGCCAUAGAACUUCUAGAAGCAGGACGAAGUAUCUUCUGGUCACAGGUCCUAUCUCUCCGCUCACCAUUUGAUCAACUCCACAAGAUUGAACCAGAAUUAGCAGAUAAGAUACGAAAUAUUGCAACUAAGCUGGAGAUUGGAUCUCAUCGUAAUGUUUUUUCCGAGAUUUUGGACAACAGAAAGAAGUUAUCUAUAGACCAGGAAGCAGCCCGACUCAAUCGCCUUAAUGAAGAAUGGGCUCAAUCUAUUGAUGAAGUUAGGACAAAGAGCGGAUUUGAGGACUUUCUACGCCCAUCCCGUUUAUCCUCACUCAAAUUGGCUGCGUCAGAAUAUCCAGUUGUCAUCCUUAUUGCGAAUGACGAUGAAAGCCAUUGCCUCAUCAUGACAUCAACAAUCAUUCAUCACAUCCCUCUUCCAAAGUUAGGCACUCCUAGGUUGAAGGAACUUGCUCAUACCAUUCAGAUAGCUGGCUCUCACUCACCAAUAUCACGGUCGCUCAUUGAUCAAACCCAAGAUAUAAAGCUCCUGGAGGAAGAGCGAGCAGGAAGAGUUAGCAGCCAUCUUAGAUCUUCAGAUGAUAUGUUCAAAUCUGUUUUGAGGAUCCUGUGGGAUGAAUUGGUAAAGCCAGUCAUUGAAUUUCUCAAUAUUAAGAAAUCAGACAAAAUGACUGUCCUGCAGUGGUGCCCAACUGGUCAUUUCACCUUCCUUCCCAUCCAUGCUGCAGGCUGCUACGAUGACAAGCUAGAUAUUGAUUGUGCCCCAGAUUACUUCAUUUCUUCAUACACUCCAUCCAUAGGGGCACUUUUGGCUUUGGAUUCAGCUCCCACCACCCAAUCAUUCCAAAUGAUGGCUGUGAUCCAAUCUAAAGGGCUGCCUUCUACAAGAAGGGAGCUAGAAAACAUUCGGCGACAUGUAUCUUGUGAAGCUCUCAUUGAAUUAGGAGUUCCUGGAGUACCUGCUGGAGUUGAAGCUGUUGCCUCCCGUCUUUCGAAUGCGUCUAUUGUUCACUUUGCAUGCCAUGGAAAUCAAGAUCCAUGUAAACCACUUGACAGUGGGCUCAAGCUCGAUGAUGGGCUACUCCAAAUCUCAAGAAUUAUGAAGGAAAAGAUGCCAAAUGGAUCACUUGCCUUUCUCUGUGCUUGUGAGACAGCCAUGGGCAAUGAAAAUCUACCAGAUGAGGCAAUGAGCAUAGGUGCAAGCUUGAUCUUUUCUGGAUUUCGGCGGGUCAUUGCAACUAUGUGGAAAAUGAUGGACAAAGAUGGACCUACUAUUGUAGACACAUUUUAUGAAGAACUUUUCUUGGGCGGUCCUGAUGGAAGACCAGCUAUUAAACCUGAUAUGACAAAGUCCGCUCUAGCUCUUCACCUUGCAGUCAAGAAACUCCGUUCGCAGGGUGUUUCAUUCCAUCGUUGGGUUCCUUUUAUCCAUAUGGGCAAAUAA